AUGCCUGAUGAGGACAAAAAGUUGAAGAGCACAGAAAAAGCAAUAAAACAAAAGCGUCCUGGGAUCUCUAUGAGGGAUUAUUCUGAUCUAAAAAGGCUUCAGUCUCUCUUAAGUGUUCAGUCAAGGAACCAACAGCUUCCAGCUAUAUAUAUUGAAAGUGGUCAAACCAGUGUGACAAGAACUUGGCAAAAUGUCAAAAGCGAUGAACAGCAGUCCAAUAGUCAAUGGCAAGAAUCAACAGAAACUGUUAAGCUUGAGAAUUUUAUUGUGACCUACAAGAAUGAGAGAAAUUUUAGCAAGCAUCCCAAGUGUCAGCUGUUUCAAGAUAUCUUUACAACUUUAGUUGAGGACAGACUUACCUGCAGACAAUGGGUUAUUCAAGCUCUGUGCAUCCAUCUUCUUAGAGUAUUAAUCUCCCUGAGAUUAUUCAUAAGAGAUCCAUGCUACCAGGAAAUGCUCCACAGCCUGGGUGGAAUUGAAAAUCUAGGUCAGUAUAUGGAAACAGUAGCAAAUAGUUAUCUUAAUUACAGAGAAGAGCAGCAUAAUGUAGACAAGUUGGUCAACCAAGACAGGCUUAAAAUGUUUAAAAUACUUCAGGUGCUUGCUGCUGUUAGAAAUCAAAUAGAAUGAGUUAUAGCAAGUGGAGCACAUUAAACCUUAGUAAAUUUAUUAUCUGCCAGAGACAUAUGCAUUUUUGGUGCCCUCCUUGCUCUGACUAGCUUAGUAGAAUGUCCAGAAUGUAGGGAGGAGAUAAGUGAGACAGUUGAGAAGUUGCUGGUGAUGUUACAUGAACACGAUUUUCUCUCUAACAGGUGAAACUUUGUCACAGCAGAGUUGCUAUGACUCCUUUGUGCAGAGUCACGAGUCAAAGAGCAAAUAAAAAUGAAUGAAGGAGUUCCAGUCUUGCUCAGUUUGCUCCAUUCUGAUCACAUCAAACUUCUAUGGAGUAUAGUUUGGAUUCUGGUACAGGUUUGUGAAGAUCCUGAGACGGUGGAAACUUGGUUCUGGGGUAGAAUCAAGCAGCUCCUUCAUAUGUUACAGGAGGAAAGAAGUCUUGCAUCUGACCUUGUAUCAAACUCUUCAGUUGGAAGUGUAUCUAAUGCAAAUGCAGCAGAGAGAAUCCAGUAUCUUCAUUUGUCAGAUGAGCUGAGUUCUGAUGAGAUACAAGAAAAUUCUUUCUUACUUCAAGCAGCUUGUUGUGCUGCAAUUACUGAACUGAUGAUCAAUGAGACUAAUGCUUACCAGCUUGUACAGGUAGGAAGAUUUUAUUCAGUAAAGGUUAGAAAACAUAAUGGACAACAUCUCCUGGCAAUGAAAGAAGCCAAUUUACACAAUCUAGCAUUUGGAAAGGACAAAAAUGACAGAGAUAGCAGUGUUAAAAAUAUUGUCUCUGAAUUAACCAUCAUCAAAGGGCAGCUUUAUCAUCCAAAUGUUGUAUGGUAUUACAGAACCUUCUUGGAAAAUGACAGAUUGUAUAUAGUGAUGGAGCUCAUGGAGGGGGUGCCAUUGAGAGAACACUUUCACUCUUUGAAGGAAAAGCAACAACAGUUUACAGAAGAGAAAAUAUGGCAUCUAUUUAUCUGACUUUGUCUAGCUCUUCAUUAUUUGUGUAAAGAGAAAAGGAUUGUUCAUUGAGAUCUCACUGUGAACAAUAUCAUGUUGGAGGAUAAAGACAAAGCUACAAUUAUUAAGUGGUGGCUAUUUGGCCUUGCAAAAUGAAGGCAAGAGAACUGCAAACUUGCAUAAGUAGUGAUAGUAAUCCUAUACUCCCGUCCUGAAGUUGUAAAGGGUGAGCUACAUGGAGAGAAGGCUGAUGUGUGGGCUGCAGGAUGCAUCCUUGAACAGAUGGCCACUCUGAGCCCACCAGUUUACAGCACCAAUAUGCCCUCCCCGGCAAUUGAGAUAUCCACAUUUAUAGUAGGGGCUGUGUAUGAACCUGUGCCAGAAGGACUGUACUCUGAAAAAGUCUCAUUUACCAUUAAGAGCUGCUUGACUCCUCAUGCAGAGGCACGUCCAGACAUAGUAGAAGUCAGCUCACUGCUGCCUGAUGUGAUGAUGAAAUAUCUGGAAUUUUUAUCCACCUCUCAUCUCAUGCUGGAGAAGAAACUGGGCUGGGAGAGGAGACGAACCCAGCAGUACUUCAUGGAGGCUUAUUGAAAGGCAGUAACUUAUCACCAUCAACUUCCCAUUUUUUCACAAAAAAAUGAUGAGAAGUUGAGUCUACAUCAUAGCAGCAGUGGAGAGGCCAGUUGCAAAAGUGAAUUUUCAGAAAAUACUAAACUUCCAGUUUACAGUUGUCAGUCUGCACAUGGAAAAGAUGAGGAAAGAACCUAUGAAGCAAUACUGGUAGAGGAUGACUGGACUAUGGAGAAAGGUAGACAUUAGCAAAAGAAGCAUCAGGUAUUUUCUCUGAAUGACAAUGAGAUAGACAUAGUGGACAAUUCAAGCAGCUCCAGUUCCAGUAAUUUGAAAGAGUCUGCUAUUGGUGUAGUUAAACGAAGUUUUUGUGUUUCUGAAAGACAGGCUCAGAUAAGCCAGAGUGUUUCCUCUUUUAUUUCUUCAUCUUUGUUGCCUACUGAUCUGCUUUUAAGAGUACCUUCACUCACCCACAGGCCCCACACUGAGAAACUCAAGUGUUUGUUCAUGAUGAGAUGGCAGUUUCAUAGUCUACCAGUUGUAGCUCUUUGCAAUGUAAAACAUUAUGGUUUUAUUUAUAAUUCGUCGGCAGGAAUUGCUGUAUCACAAAGGAGGGUGCAUCAGAUCAGUGACCCUGUUCAGCAGAUUCUUGUUCAGCUGCACAAAAUUAUCCUCAGCACUAGACUUCCUCCAGCUUUGCAAUGCAACUUGAAAAGGAGAAUUGUUGCGAGAUUCAAGAAGUCCCUCUUCAGUCAGAAGAGCAAUCCUUGUAAACUGAAAUCAGAAAUCAAAAAGGUCUUGCAAUAUGCUGCUGAAUUGAUUGAACUCAAUAUCUUCACAGCAGAUUGGCAUGAGGUACAUCUUUCUUCAGGUGGAAAUAUGCUGCUUCCAGAUGAUGGAAAAGGCAUUCUUGGCACUUCUGGCAUGGCAGAAGAGAUGACAUAUGAGCAGUUGCAGACUCUAAUUGAAGAGGUUCUAGAGGAAAAUGGUUAUUACAGUUUCUCUUUUUACAGGGGAAUUAUCACCAUCUCUGAUUGGCUCAGCCUUGGCCAGCAGCAGUCCUGGAGCCAGUGGGCACUGGAUCUGUUAGACCUGGGAGAAGCUUCUGGCAGCUUCUCACAGAAGCCACUCUUGUAG
This is a messenger RNA of Camarhynchus parvulus, 3273 nucleotides long. RefSeq names its product NIMA related kinase 10 (gene NEK10). The record is from RefSeq and is a predicted model, not a curated record. NCBI's taxonomy places the organism in Eukaryota, Metazoa, Chordata, Aves, Passeriformes, Thraupidae. Gene Ontology annotation, biological process: protein phosphorylation. Gene Ontology annotation, molecular function: protein kinase activity; ATP binding.